Messenger RNA from Paraglomus occultum, 312 nucleotides. The record is from the annotation of a GenBank genome assembly. Lineage: Eukaryota; Fungi; Glomeromycota; Glomeromycetes; Paraglomerales; Paraglomeraceae.
AUGCGCGCUCCCACGCGUUCUCCAAAAGCUUUGCAUUUGCCUUUUAUUUCUCAAGCUUGCUAUCAAUGGCUUCGACAAUCUUCAAAGAAUGAUGCCAUGGAGAAUGUUGAGAAAAAAAGUUCGAACGCCAUUACAGAAUCCGAUGGCUCUACCGGAUGGAGGAUUGAGCAGCUUACGUGUGGAAUGAUCCUAGAAAGCGUAGAUGUGGGAGAAGAGAACGUAGUUUUACCACAAUUGGCAAAAUUUAACGGCAGUACUGGCCCGGCUCGUUCAGCACUCACACCAAGCAGUAAGAAGCAUGAAGGUUGUUAA